GAAGGUGGGACCGGGCUGGGCAGCGCUGACGGUGCAGGGCUACCCAUUCGUUCCGAGAUGGCAGAGGCGGAGGAGACACUGAAGCGACUUCAGAGCCAGAAGGGAGUGCAGGGAAUCAUGGUGGUGAACACAGAAGGCAUUCCCAUUAAGAGCACCCUGGACAACCCCACCACCACACAGUACGCCAACCUCAUGCACAACUUCAUCUUGAAGGCCCGGAGCGCCAUGCGUGAAACUGACCCCCAGAAGGACCUGACUCUCCUUCGGAUUCGCUCUGAGAAAAAUGAAAUUAUGGUUGCACCAGACAGAGACUACUUCCUGAUUGUGAUUCAGAAUCCAACUGAAUAAGCCACUCUCUCUCAGCUCCACGCAUCACUCCUUAAUUUAAGGCCCCCAAGAACAAGAGUGUGAGUCAUGUCAACCAGCUGGCAGGUGGAAACCACCUUCGAUCCCCUGCGGGCCAGCCCAGGGGCCGGCGUGGCCGCAGCACCGCCCGCCCAGGCGCCCCUCUGCUGGCCGCAGCCUGACGCCCGGGAGGCCUCUUCCUCACCCUCCGAAAACGAGAGCUUGUGAGAGGCCCACACCCUGCUUCCUCCUGACGUUCAGUUCACUUUGUUUCCCUUGGAAAAGGCUGCUUUUCUUUAACUAAAAAUAACUGAAACGUGAAAAAAAAAA
Pipistrellus kuhlii (Kuhl's pipistrelle) is the source of this 675-nucleotide messenger RNA. Its product is annotated as dynein light chain roadblock-type 1. Gene Ontology annotation, molecular function: dynein intermediate chain binding. The coding region runs from base 58 to 348 and encodes 96 amino acids. Gene Ontology annotation, cellular component: centrosome; cytoplasmic dynein complex; cytoplasm. Gene Ontology annotation, biological process: microtubule-based movement. Lineage: Eukaryota; Metazoa; Chordata; Mammalia; Chiroptera; Vespertilionidae. The record is from RefSeq and is a predicted model, not a curated record. The transcript has a single exon.